This is a messenger RNA of Solanum lycopersicum (tomato), 1225 nucleotides long. Its product is annotated as protein NEN4. The record is from RefSeq and is a predicted model, not a curated record. Gene Ontology annotation, molecular function: nucleic acid binding; 3'-5' exonuclease activity. NCBI's taxonomy places the organism in Eukaryota, Viridiplantae, Streptophyta, Magnoliopsida, Solanales, Solanaceae.
CACUUUCAUCAAAUAACAACUUGUUCAACCCCUAAAAGGCAAAAAAAGAGAGUAAAAAAUGGCAACUCCUAACAUAUCAAUCAACAAAAGGUCCUCAGAGAUUGUGUUUUUCGACUUGGAAACAAACGUUCCAUCGAAACCUGGACAGAAAUUUUGGGUGUUGGAGUUUGGUGCAAUGGUAGUUUGUUCAAGAAAGCUCGUUGAACUUGAGAGCUACUGCACCCUUAUUAGGCCAGGGGAUUUGUCAGUUGUUGGAUUAAAGUCAGGGAGAGUCGGUGGUAUUACGCGAAAAGCAGUUGCUGAUGCACCUUCAUUUGAACAUGUUGCACAAAAGAUCUUCAACAUUUUGGAUGGUAGGAUUUGGGCAGGUCAUAACAUACAGAGAUUUGAUUGUGUUCGUAUUAAAGCUGCUUUCGCUGAAAUUGGUUACCCUGCACCUGUGCCUGUUGGAAUUAUCGAUUCCUUAGGUGUUUUAUCUGAGAAAUUUGGUAAAAGAGCUGGAAACAUGAAGAUGGCUUCGUUAGCAGCUUACUUUGAUCUCGGGGAGCAAAAACACAGGAGCUUAGACGAUGUUCGGAUGAAUUUGGAAGUCCUAAAACAUUGUGCAACAGUUCUAUUUCUUGAAUCAAGUCUACCAGAUUUGUCAAUUGGGAACUGUCAAGGCACAACCAGCAUUACUACAAGAAGUAGAAGCCAAGUGCAAAAUAUUCCAAGUUCUCCGAUCGAUAAGUGGCAGAGUAGUCCUUCCUCAAUAACAACAAGGAGUAGUAGCAGAGGGAAAUUUCCGUGCAGAGAAGAAACAAGCCGGAAAUCUCCUCCAUCGACAAGUGCUGUUGGAUAUCAAAGAACUGUUCCUUAUGCAAGACAGAGCUUGGGAAAGGUGACUGCAGGUGUGAGGAACUUGUUGUGUAAAGCUCAAAACAAGCCUCUGAAUACUUUACUAAAGCAUUCGCAGACUCUCUUCUGAUGAACAAGAAGAAUCGAUCCUUCUCUCAUUUAUCGGAAUUCAAGCAUAAGGGGUGCAUAUAUACCUACAAGUUCACUUUCUUGGAAAAUGCCUGGAGGAAUUCUUUUUGGUCCACUAUGUGCCUCUUGAUGGAAAAUUCACUCAGUUCCAAGUUAACGAAUCUAUAUUCUUUGGUAACUGAUUCUUCAAGUUGUGGAGUUCUCUGUAAAUGUUUGUACCUCUCAAUGAAUAAAUUUCAGCUGAUAUUCUUUGAUUUGA